Eublepharis macularius is the source of this 2679-nucleotide messenger RNA. RefSeq names its product intraflagellar transport 22 (gene IFT22). Gene Ontology annotation, biological process: intracellular protein transport. Bases 75 to 635 code for a protein of 186 amino acids. The record is from RefSeq and is a predicted model, not a curated record. NCBI's taxonomy places the organism in Eukaryota, Metazoa, Chordata, Lepidosauria, Squamata, Eublepharidae. The transcript is spliced from 5 exons. Gene Ontology annotation, cellular component: endomembrane system. Gene Ontology annotation, molecular function: GTPase activity.
UGAAGCCGUUUGCCCGCCUGCGCUCGGGUUGCUUUUUCAGGCGAGGCCGAGGUCGCGCGGCCUAUUCGGGAGGGAUGCUGAUAGUAAAGAUUCUCUUCAUUGGCCCCAGUGAGUCUGGAAAAUCUGUCUUGGCCAACUUCUUGUCUGAGAGCACAGAAGGCAUCGGCAGUUAUGUCCCAACUCAAGGGGUGAGAAUCCUGGAAUAUGAAAAGCCCCAUAUCAAUGAAAGCAGCAAAGGCACAGAGUAUCGGUUUGAAUUGUGGGAUUGUGGAGGUGACCACAAGUUUGAGACCUGCUGGCCAGCUUUGAUGAAGGAUUCCCAUGGCGUGAUCAUAGUCUUCAACCCAGAGUUGCCCAGUCACCUGAAGGAAAUUGAGAUGUGGUAUUCCUGUUUCGUUCAGCAGCGGCAGCUUCUUGACAGCCAGUGCCUGCUCAUUGCACAUCACAAGCCCGGCAGCGGAGGAGACAAAGAGAACCUCACUUUGCCUUCGCCGCUGAAAAGAUUGCAUCUGAUACACUCCAGUCUCGAGGAAGAACCUGAAGAUGUCCGGAUUGAAUUCGUGAAGUAUCUUAAGAGCAUUAUCAACUUGGUGAAUGAGAAACAGGAUAAAGAAGAGAUGUCGAUUAUCACAUAAAAGGCAGAUCAUUUUUGGUGGGUCAGAAAAUAAAUAACCAUUCCAAAAAUAGAGGAGGAGAGAGGACAUCCCCUCCCCACACACACACAAACCCCUUAAAACUUUAAAGCAAUGGCAAAUAAAAAUUACUGUGCACUGUUGUUGAACAUACAAUGUUACACACAUAUUUGCUGUGCAGGACUAAUGAAAGUGGUUUUGCGGUUAAGGGGGUAUGUAGCAUUCAAUGCAUUCCGCUCUGGGUAGAAGCACAAGGCAGUCCUUCUAUGAACUAUGGCCUGCGUGCUUUGAAGGGCCACAAUAAAAGGACCUUCUGUAAAGUGGCGAAAGAAACCCAAUUAUAUGUCAAGUUUGGAUUCUUCCAUUUGCCCUGUUGUUAAUUCUGCAUUAUAUUAUGGGUUUUGCCUCACCUUCCUUUUUAUCUGGUCCUAAUCCCUACAUUGCUUUGUGUUCUGAAUGCAUACAUGAAUUUAUGAUGCUGCCUUCUGCUGUGCUAGACCUUCUUGCUCAAGAUCGCCUACUUGGAGGGGCAGCAGCUUUCCUCAGUCUCCGGGAGAGAAAAGCCUUUCUCAGCCUCCGCGGCCUAUGACCCUUUUACUGCAGAAGGUGCAUGGAGAGCGGAUAGAAAGUCUUUUCUCCCAUAAUACUAGAACUAGGGAGCACCCAAUGAAUUUGGUGGGCAGUAGAUACAGGACAGAGAAACGAGCAAUAAACUGUGGAAUUCCAUGACAGUGGAGAUAGUGAUGGCCACAAGCACAGAGGUCUUUCAAAGCAGGGUGAGAGAGAUUCAGUGGGAUAGGUCCAAAAUGUCCACUAGCCAUGGUGGGUAAAGGGAACCUCCACAUUCAAAGGCAGUAAACCCAGUGCUAGGAGGCAACCUCAGGGGCAGGCUUUGGCUUCUGUGCCAUUUGUUGGCCCUCCAGGGCCAACAAGGUGUGAAACAAGGUGCUGGACUGGACGGGCCACUGGUCUAAUCCAGCAGGGCUCUUCUUACGUUCUUAAGGGUUGAACCUGGGACCUUCUGAUUGCGAUGUCAGUGCUCCUCAGCCUUGAAUAGGGUCAGGGAGAAACUAGGACAAAGAAAUAAAAAGCACAGGAAAAGAAGGCAGCCCAGGAAACCUGGAGUUGCACCCUAUAUUUGAUGGCUGAGGUCGAAUUAGCUCCUGUACUUGUGCUGAGGAUGCUCGUGGUUUCAAUUCAAGGUAUAAUUUGGGUGUAUACCUCAACUAAGUCACAGUAGCUUCUGAGUAAACGUGCAGAGGGUUGAGUUGUAAAUUCUGCUGUUAUCUCCCAAGAAAGUGAAGAGAGUAGCCCCCUUCUUCCCCCACCCCUCUCCAGUUUGGGACCAUCCUUCCCCCACCCCUCUCCAAGGGUCCAUCCUGUUACCAGCCAGAUGCAUCAAGAAAUCCUUGAGGGAAUGGCUUUCUCCUGUUAUUUGCUCCCCCAUCAACUGAUAUUCACAGGGGGUACUGCCUCUGGUUUUGGAGGUUCCAUUCACCUAUGACGAUGAUUAGCUAUUCAUACUUACCUUCCAUUAAAUUGCCAUGUCAUUAUCUUAGAUGUGUUCCGAUUAUAUCUCAAAGCUGUCAAGAUCCUUUUGUUCUCUAGACUUUUUUUGGCAGAGGCUGUGCCAGGAUUUUUCAUCUCCUUGUGGUCUCUCCCCCACCCCCCACCCCGAACAAUGCUUUUCCAAUUCCUUAUCUGAUCGUAUUCAUAAGUGGCUCAUUUUUUUUUCACGCAUUCCUUCAGCUCUGAUGACCAAUUGAAACAGAGAUGAAAUCUCCCCAGUAUAGUUCUUCUUUUGCAGAACAUUCCUCCAGCCCAGGUAAAAAGAGAAGGGGAAAACAUUGCAUCAUUUGAGUUUUUGUUCAGUGUUCUUUUUAAUGGGAGGGGGGAGGGCAGAGAAGUCUGCUUUCUUGCAACUUUAAUGAAAUGCAACAGUUAUCACAAAAUGCCUCCAAGAUGAUUCAGUAAAGGUAUAACACGCCCUUCAUACCUUUCUUGCUGUCCCAUAAGGAGACCCCCCAAAUAAAGCAUUUUUAUGCGG